Messenger RNA from Aspergillus heteromorphus CBS 117.55, 749 nucleotides. RefSeq lists its product as uncharacterized. Lineage: Eukaryota; Fungi; Ascomycota; Eurotiomycetes; Eurotiales; Aspergillaceae. Bases 83 to 655 code for a protein of 190 amino acids. The record is from RefSeq and is a predicted model, not a curated record. The transcript is spliced from 2 exons.
GCUGUCAGGAAUUGCGUCCACGAGUCAUGAGAGACUUAUGACGGCUGACCACUGAGGCACUCCCUCACCGCAGCAGUAUCUCAUGGUGACACUACAUAGGAACCACUACACACUAUAUGCCGAUUACUCCUAUCCAUCCAUCUACACUCUUCACGUUCCCAUCAACCUGCUACGUACGGAGAAGUGGAGAGCCGGCCUCCGUCCUAAUAAUAAUACUACUAAUCAGAACUCGGUCAGGCGGGCCGUGGGUCGCAAUAAUAACCACAACGAACUUGAGGCCCAAAUCAGGUUGUCGCUUUGGCUCUUUGGCUGGCGCUGUUGGCCCGCCUGCAGAGUAAUCCGCCUUCUCAUUAGCUCAUUCCCUCUGCUCCUCCUGGCUCCUCCUGCUGCUCCGACCCGGCGACGAGUCGUCCUCCUCCUUUCCCUCGCCUGCUCCCAUCCCGUCCGUCUCCUUCCAGAAUUCGCCCCUCCCCGCAAGUCGGAUGCUGCUCUUGAGCGCCUCCAUCUCGUCCACCGUGCUUCUGGUAGUACUGUGGACGAGUCUGUUAGCGUCUCGCGACUCUCGUCCCUGAAACCCGAACGCUUCCCUCCCCUCUCCCACCCCCCUUUUUCCUAUAUCUUUUGCUGCCCCGCCCCCUUUCGGCUUGCGUCCUAGUAGCUUUGUUACUGUUAGCCUGCGAGCUUCGGAUCCCGGCGAGCUCCAUGUUGAGGUCCUCCUGCUGCCCUCCGAGGAGUCGGAGACGUCGCAU